CCAGAUUCUACUGCGCAUGCGCAUUACUCCAACAACUACUCUUUGAACCGUCAGGUGUAGCUCCGAAGUUCGGUAACGGUCAAACGCUCGCGAGCUAAAGCCGUUAAUCGACUUCAGCCGUUUAGCCCAUUAUUUAUCGUAACCUGGUCGUCAUGGCGACUUAAAGCUGCCAACAGGAAGAAGAAGACGAAGAAGAAGACGAAGAAGACGAACAACAGGUUGUCAGGGGACAACAAUGUCCGCCGCCUUGGCGUGCGGCGCGGUGGUGUUUCCCGGGCUUUUCUACGGCCUCAGGACCCUUCUGAGGCGCAGGUUCACGCGCUGGAGUGAAGCCGACGUGGUGUGCGUCAGCGAGAGGCUGGUGUCCUCCAUCCAUGCGUGUUUGGCCACCGCAGCCGGGAUCGUCAUCGUGACAACCUGCAACGACGUCAUGACCGACAGUCACUGGCUGGCCGACGGGUUCAGCCUGUUCGGCGCCCCCUACAUGGUCUACGACAUCUUCGCCAUGUAUCUGAGCCACUACCACAGGGUCAAAGGUCACUCGUCGUACAGCGGCCACUCUCUUCAGACGGCGAAGGCCUUCCUCGCCACGGCCUGGCUGAUGGUCGUCCAUCACCUGGCGCUGCUGCUCGUCUUCCUGCCCGUCGCUCUGUUCUUCAGACGCGGACUGGGGGAUUUCUUCGUGGGCUGCCUCUUCAUCACAGAGCUCAGCACUCCCUUCGUCUCCUUGGGGAAGAUCCUCAUCCAGCUGGGCCUCGAUGACUCCCGGCUCCACCGGAUCAACGGCGUCUUGGUGCUGCUGAGCUUCCUGCUGUGCCGCGUGCUGCUCUUCCCCUUCAUGUACCGGGCGUACGGCCGGCAGGUGGGGCUGCCGCUCCACCAGGUGGCGCUGCACCUGCCGCUGCAAUGCACCCUGGGUAACCUGGCCAUCCUGGCCCCGCAGCUGUACUGGUUCAGCCUGCUGCUCAGGAAAGCCAAGCGGCUCUACCUGCGCCAGAAGAGAGGGACGAGAGACGGAGGGAGAGACAGAGAGAGAGAUGGAGAGAGAGAAAGAGGGGGAGACGGCCUGAAGACGGACUGAAGCAGCUGGUGGAGAAGAAUCAACGUUUUUAAGAAUAAUUUAUAUUCUGGGGAGAUCUUUUAUUUUGUCGUUUUGAAGUGGACAUUAUUUCUUCUUUCUUUUACUGAGACAUUUUUAAGAUUUGGAGUGAUAAAUAAGUAGUAUAAGAUUAAGUUAAACUAUUCUGAGAAACUUUUAAUAUAUUUGUUCAAACUUUGAAAACAUUUUUUACUGUAUAUUUUUCCAUUUCCUCAACCGUUGUUAUAUUUCUAUAUAUAUUACAAUAUAUAGGCAUUUUAUAUAUAUAAUAUAUUAUUUAUAUAUUAUAUAUAAAAUAUAUAUAUUAUGUUAUUUACAUAUAUGUAAUAUGUAUGUAUAUAAUAUAUAUAUUAUGUAUAUAUAUAUACAUAAUAUAUAUAUUAUAUACAUAAAUCAUACAGAGAAUAUCUUUUGUUGUGCGUUAUUUGAACUUUGUUGGUCAACCGUUUCCUUUUUCACCAAUUGCAAAUAAAACUUGUAACUUUAAA
Pseudoliparis swirei is the source of this 1587-nucleotide messenger RNA. Its product is annotated as TLC domain-containing protein 3A-like. The record is from RefSeq and is a predicted model, not a curated record. The transcript has 5 exons. NCBI's taxonomy places the organism in Eukaryota, Metazoa, Chordata, Actinopteri, Perciformes, Liparidae. Gene Ontology annotation, biological process: lipid homeostasis. Gene Ontology annotation, cellular component: membrane; endoplasmic reticulum. Bases 236 to 1081 code for a protein of 281 amino acids.